Molecule: messenger RNA, 3673 nt
Organism: Bufo bufo (common toad)
Lineage: Eukaryota; Metazoa; Chordata; Amphibia; Anura; Bufonidae
Gene: BANK1
Product: B cell scaffold protein with ankyrin repeats 1
Exons: 21
Coding region: 81-3209 (1042 amino acids)
Biological process (GO): B cell activation; negative regulation of phosphatidylinositol 3-kinase/protein kinase B signal transduction; negative regulation of B cell activation
Molecular function (GO): protein tyrosine kinase binding; signaling receptor binding
Source: RefSeq, a predicted model, not a curated record
UUCCUGCAAGACGGGUUCAGUGCACACUCUUUCUCUAUGUACUCUUUCUGGCUUAGGUACUCGGUACUGGUGAGAGCAGGAUGGCAGAAAUGACAAAAAAUCUUUUGGUGAUUUAUGAGAAAAGUGGAGAAGAAUGGGCCACGUAUCUGAAGGAACUGCUGACAUCACAUUUACAAAUUGAUGACGUAUUUCUUUAUGAUGUGAGCUAUGAAUCAAAUAAGAUGGUGAAAGACCUUAUUGGCUCUAUGUGGCAGUGUAAACUAUUAGUCUUGACCAAAGAUAUUCUGAAGAUCUUCUGUGAAAAUCAAAGUACCAAUUUCUUUAAACUUCUACAGCCCUCACACAGAGUGGUCCUGAUGCUUUGUGGAGUGAGUUCUCCUGAAGGACUAUAUGAACUUUUUCCUUUCGAAAGAGAUUGUCAUUUCAUCCUGCCAGAUCAAGAUCCCCAUGAUUACAUCUCCAUUGUGUCCAUUGUUAUGAAUGAAGACUACGAUGAUGGGAAUAAAAGAUCAUCAGUGAAGACAGCAGAGACAUCCACCUGGAGCAAUAUAGGAGAAGACAAAAAAACUGUUCAACCAUCCUCUGUACUAGUAUUACCAAAGAGAGUCUCAUGUGAGAAUCCGGGUGAACUGUUUAUUAUUCUGUCAAAAGGCAUACCAAAGGACACAGAAGUAGAAGUUGAAUUUUGUAUAAAAAAUAAACUUAUUAGGAAUAAGCCAAAACAAUGGAGUGAAAAAAUUCUAUGCUUGAGUGCUCCUGAUUUCCCUCCUGGUGAAGUCACAGUGAAUAUUUGCUGUGGAGAAAUCAUUACAGCUUCAACGCAGAUUGAAUACUUUUCAACAGCUGAAGACCUUAAACAUCUGCUCCUAAAAAGCAUUGAUCCUGUAGCGUUCAUCUGUCAGGCCUUUAAUGUGUAUACGUUGGAAGAACUUGAUAAGGUGUUGAUGAAGUCAUUAAAAAACAAGCUUUCAUCUUGUGACCAUAACCUUCACGAGCACAGGAUAAGUGGCAGCUCAGAAGAAAUACCCACUUUACUGCACUGUGCCGCAAAGCUUGGACUCAAAGAGGUGGCACUUUUGCUAAUGCAAAGCCCAGCAGCAGAUUCCAUUUGCAGAAUCACUAACAAAUAUGGGGAUGAUCCAGCUAAAAUGGCUGAAAAGUAUGGACAUCAAGAUAUCCAGGAUAUCAUUAAUCAACUAUUUGAAAAACUGAAAGCUAAUCAGACUGACAUUCCUUGGGAACCGGUGGAGUUUGAACAAGAAGAUGUUUAUGUGGACAUGGUUGAGUGUGCUGCCCAUCAACAAUCUUCAAAAGAUUUAAUUAACAAUGAAACGGACAUGGACGCGAUUAAUGAAAUGGAGCAAAAAGAAAACAAGGAGGAAUAUGUUAAGGAGUAUGUGGAGAACAAGGUUUCAGACAGGAUGCUGGAAGUGACUAAUGAGUAUUGCUUUUUAAUCCCUGCUGACAAUCCCUCAAGAACCUUUAAAACUGAUGACCCUUGUUUGCAAGAUGAGACAUACAAGACAGAUAAAGAGGAAGAAUGGUUUAUUAGUGAACCCAACUGUGAAGACCCUGACUGGCAGAAUACAGAAUGUGAACAGAAUUCUAAAUGCCCUUAUGAAAAUAUGUAUGAUCCUAUGUCAGUUUAUUCUGUUACUGAAGAACUGCCAAGCAAAGAAGACAUUGAAGGUUUGAAUGCACGUCCGCCUCCAGAACAGGAUCUAAUAGCGCAGCGAGGCUGCUUUAAAGGUGAAGAUUUCACCAUGGAGAAUACGUCACAAGGAGCACAUGAUAAACAUCCAGAUGAGCAACCAUUGAAUGGAAAUGAUGAAGAACCAGCCUUAAUCGCUUCUACUGAGGACAAUGUGUACAUCAUAUUUGAGAACAGCAUUAAAGAUACACAAAGAGCACAGACACAUUUUAUCUCACACAACCUGGUUACUCCAGAGCCGUCAUCAACUGCUACAAUGGCUAGUGCCACAUCUUUUAUCUCUCAAGAAGAAAGAAUAGAUGACAAUGAAUUGGUCUCACAUGGUGAAUUGGAUGAAUACUCAGACGAAGUAAAUGAUCAUAAAGACAAUGAAGAGUCACUGGUAGUUGCUUUCAUUGAGGAUGAUGCAUACAUUGUAUUUGAACCCACUGUGAAGCAUAAACAAAGGGGGCAACCACCUUUUAUUUCUCAUAAGUCAACAUCUCCUGAGGCUGCUUCAAAUUCUACAACAGAAAGUGGUGCAUCCUACAUUUCUCAAGAGGAAAGAAAAGACGACAAUGAAAUAAUGUCACAUGGUGAACUGGAUGAGUUCUCUGUAAAUUAUCAUAAAGACGAUGAAGAAUCAUUGAUAGUUGCUUCCAUUGAGGACGAUGCAUACAUUGUAUUUGAACCCAUUGUGAAGAAUAAACAAAGGGGGCAACCACCUUUUAUUUCUCAUAAGUCAGCCUCUCCAGAGGCUGCAUCAAAUAUUACAACAGAAAGUGGUGCAUCAUACAUUGCUCAAGCUGAGGGAAUAGAUGAAAGACCCAGUACGCAGUUGUGUUGGGAAGGGUAUGAGGACAAUGAAGAAGACCCAUAUAGUUUAAUUUAUAAUGAUGAUGAUGAACUGUACAUUGAGUUACCUUAUGAAACCGCAGAAGAAGAGAACCCAAGAGAAAGAAAAUCUUUUAUUGUACACAGAGCUCCAGCCCCUGCACCACGCCCACAAACUACAGCUCCAGAUAUUGAAGACUCCUACAUCUCACAAGUAUUUCGACAGAAAGAAGGGGAAAAGAAAAUAUACAGCACUGGAUUUCAUCAAGACAAAGUGCAAUUGGCUAAACAUGAACCUCAGAUUCCAGCUCAGCAGUAUGCCCUCACUGGGCAGGACGAGCUCAUCUUACUCCAAGAAAAGGUGAAAAUGGGCAUUAUCAGUAUGGAUGAAGCUCUCCAAAAAUUCCAGGAGUGGCAGAAUGAAAAGAGCGGACUAGAUAUUCUUCAGCAGAAAAAACUGCAGCAGUUACGUGACAAUAUUAUUGGAAAUAAAACGGAUGAUGAAAGAGUCUAUGAAAAGAUUACUAUUGUCCAUCAACCCAAUGCAUUCCCUGGGAAAAAGAGGACAACUUAUGGGAUGUUUGAUAACAGCAUCUACCAAAAGACAAGUAGACCAGCACAUUUACCUACUCCGUACCAUCCAGUAAAGAAAGAAAUGGCUGGAAAAUUGCCACAUACAAAGUAAUGGUUUUGGCUGAUGAAAGAGAUGAUGUACUAAAGAAUACAAAGAAAAUGCUCCAGUGAUGAAAAUGGAAAUAUUUUUCAAGAACUCAUACUGACAUUGAAGGAGGAGUCUGAUUUCAUGAUUAUAAAACUUAUAGGGUCAUUUAGUUCUCAAAAUACUUUUGAUAUAUCCAAGAUUUUGACGGGUGGAGGUCUGAGUUCUUAGAACCCGGCAGUCCCUAGAACAAGGAGAGAGAAGAACUUGCAUAGCGCUCUCUCUCUCCUCGCUAAAGGAGACAGGCUCUAUGAAGUCUAUGAGCCAGUCUCAACUCCGUCCUCUGCUUCAAAGAGAGAGAACAUGCUGUGGGAUCACUUCUCUUUCCUCGUUGUAGUGAUCAAUGUGGGUCUCAGCACUCAGACCUCAACCAAUCAAAACCUUUGAUAUGUUGCUAUGUUAUGUAAACAGUUUUGUGUAAGCUCAGUGAC